Molecule: messenger RNA, 801 nt
Organism: Penicillium manginii
Lineage: Eukaryota; Fungi; Ascomycota; Eurotiomycetes; Eurotiales; Aspergillaceae
Exons: 2
Coding region: 1-801 (266 amino acids)
Source: RefSeq, a predicted model, not a curated record
AUGGCAACUACAGCUGCACUCCCCUUAACGACGACUUUCUCACCCCCGGCCGACUGCACCACCGAUUCCUACCAUGUCCUAAGGUCAGCGAGCUCGAAUUAUUCUUGGUGGUGGACUAGUCUAGGCACGUCGGACUGGUCUACCUGCUUCCCGUCCGGCUAUCAGCCUACUGGUUAUUUCUCCCCGGGCGUGUGUCCGGAGGGUUAUGCCCCUGUCGACCAGACGUGUAUAUCAUCCGAUGAGGAGACCCAGGCAACAUGUUGUCCAAGCGGCUAUGACUGGCCUUGGUAUAGUUCAAACCCAUGCACCUCAACAGUCACCGACACCGCAAACAUUCACCUUUUUUUUACGUGGCAAAAUAAAGUAUCCAUAGAAACAGGAAUCUACGGCAUCAACGCGAAGGGAAUCUCAAUACGCUGGAAGCCAGACGACUUCCCAUCGCAAACGGCGACACCUACAGCAGGAAACGCAAAGUCUACGCAAAGCGGAGGAAGUCAUCCCAAUACAAAAAGCAGCGGGCUAUCGAUUGGCACAAAAGCUGGAAUUGGAGUCGCGUCCGCUUUAGGGACCACUACUCUUCUGGUUAUUUUUUCCCUCGUAUAUCGUAGAAGGCGAAAGACGGGCUUGAAUGUGAUCGUUCGAUCAGAUAAACCAAGGGAAUCAGACUCGAGGCCAAUCCACGAGGCAUCCCGGGGCUCCGUAUAUGAGAUAUACUCGGGUAUUGGAGCAUAUGAUGGCAUUCACGAGAUGGAGUCGUCUGGUUCAGCCACCAACCCGGUUGAAAUGCCGACAUGCACUUGA